GCAACUUUUUCGUUCUUACAACAAACCAUACAUUUUUAUAUCAAUUAUUCCAUAUAUUUCUACAUGAUUAUCACAAUACGUGAAUGAGUCAAGCAUUUAAACAAUAAUAGAGUGUCACUUGAGUAAGUUUCGGAUAUCUCCACGUCACUAGUUAUAUAUCAAUCCACGAAAGUUUUAACGCAUCAAUAAUAGAGUGUGCUCGAUUUAUUGUAUUUCAAUGUACUUACCGAUAAAAAGGAAUCCAAAUUUAAGUAGUGUAUUUACUAGAGCUACCGAUUACACGUGAAGUAAAUACGCGUGUAACACGUGUAGUUCGAAUUGACGUGUAGAAGUUCGUGUAGUUAUAAGUACAAGUGUACCUGCAACUACACGUAUUCUUACAACAGCUGUAAGUUUUAAUAAGACCUCUAAUUUUACGUGACACUAUUCUUUAAUUAAUGGUUGUCACUAAAAUAAAGUAUUAUAGCCAUUAGGUCAAGUUAGUGGAAUUUCGGGUCCUACACGUGUAUUAAUUACACGAACUUGUCCUACACAUGUAUUUAAAAUACACGUGUAUUCAUAAUUACACGAACUUUUACACGGCAAUUAGAACUACACGAACCUUGUCUUACACGUGUAUUUAAAAUACACGUGUAAAAUCGUCGGCUCUAGUAUUUACCCGCAUAAAUCUGUAUUUUAUGUAUACUUAAAGAAUACUACGACGUAUAUAUUGUUAGUUUCGAUCUAUAUUAUUGUGUUUAGCGUGUACUAAACAUAAACCGUGCAGUCAAUAUAUAUUUUUUAUACUGUUACGUUUACUUCAACGUACAGCUAUGAUUUGCUAUAUUUCGACUUUACUCGUUUUGGUUGGAUCGGUUUCGAUUGGAUCGGAUUUGAUCAACGUGAACGCGUCGUUAUCGCAUUGUGUUUUUUCCACAUACAUGCUACAUUUUUUCGAACUCAACGAAUUGUAUUUUUUGGACCAUCAUCUUAAAGGUAAUAGAGAGGUAUACACUUUGGACGAUUUGAAAAAAAAUUAUGCGUCGAUUUUACACUAUCAGAACGACAUUAUUAUGGCUAUGCUCGACGAUAUCCGGACCCGCAAUCGCAAAGCGUACGCUACAGACUUGAUGACUGUCAACUUAUUCUUGAACAAUCGUACUGGAAACGUGCUCAACUUAUACCAUUCAAGUGACGCUUCGGGCGGACACCGUGAUUAUAACGACGAAGAUGCAUCGAAAAAUUGUAGACAAGGGUUGCUUAAUCAUUACAAGAUGAUCACGGGUUGCCUAAGACAGCACGUGUGGUCCGCCUGUAGCGUGGAGUUUAUUUUGAAUUUUUAUGACGUGCCUUAUUCGAAGCUAACGGUAAACCGUAAAAAGUGGACGGAAAUCAAACGAGACAAAUCCACUGUUAGUGUGAAAUUAGCAAACAUGAUGGGAAUGGUCAACUACGCAAAUAGAGCAUUACAGCGAAUCUUAGGGACGGCAAGUAAAAAUUAUAAAGAUUUUCAUCCAGAAAACAUGUUGUUUUCCCAACUGUUCGAAGCACACAACGAGCGACAACACCCGACAACGAGUACACAGAGUAACAUCACAGGACAAGCCAAUGACGUGGACGGCAUUACGGUGGUAGAAAAAGAAAAUAUUCCGUUGAACACGGGCGAUGGAUUGAGUAUGAUGAAAAAAGUUAUCGUUGAUAGCAGUAAAUGUAAUGAUGAUAAAAAAUACACUAUUGUUGAUCUGUACGAUCAAGCGGUAUUAAAUUUCAAUGCAAAUCAUAUCAAAUCGUUUCAACAACAAGUGUUUGCCGCCUCUGUUCAUCCGAUUUUUGCGUGUAUCAGCACAUAUUCUAGCGCAAUCAAGCGCAUAAUCCUGGAAAAUAAAAACGUCAGUAGGUAUGAUGACAAAUUGAAAUCGCUCGGCCAAUCAUUUUCGAAAAGUCUCAAACGAUUUAACCACGAAAGUAUGUAUCCAUAUAAAGUGUCCGAGUAUAUUAAAAAGGUAAUAAAACAAUUUAACGAUAUUGUUAAGAAAAUAACGGACGGCGGAACGCCAAAAGUCGCCAACAAUAAGGUUUCUAAUUUGGUACACAAAUGUUCAAGACCAAUGAUUUUAAACAGACUAAAGUUUAAUACACAAGAAAAUAUCAAGAAAACUGAGUCUAUAGCUGACAAUAAUCACGAAGCACUACUUUUGACCUGUGAGGAAGAAAUAAAGGAAACUCAUAAUUACAUACAGAGUUUAAAGAAGUUCAAACAUGUAUUUGAAAUUGUCAAAAGAUCGGUUUAUCACAGUAAUAUGUUCAGAAAAAGACCAUUCGAUGUAAUAUCUAAGACGUGCAAAUCAGAUAUAAGAAAAAAACCUGUUUCGACUACAUCAACGACGGUAUAAAAGUGCAGUGUUGUACCUGUAAGUAAGAAUGGUGCCAAUUUUUCGAUUUGAGUAUAUAUCAACUGUUUCAAUAAUUAACAUUUAACAAUUAAACAUAUAAACAAUGUCUUAUGCAUUUUACAAGAAUUUGAUUAUACAAUUUUAAGCUAAACAAAAACAUUACCUUUGAAUACAUUA
This is a messenger RNA of Adelges cooleyi (spruce gall adelgid), 2549 nucleotides long. RefSeq lists its product as uncharacterized. Bases 813 to 2372 code for a protein of 519 amino acids. The record is from RefSeq and is a predicted model, not a curated record. Lineage: Eukaryota; Metazoa; Arthropoda; Insecta; Hemiptera; Adelgidae. The transcript is spliced from 2 exons.